GUGCCCCCGCCAGUGCCGACGCCUCCGCCUGACCCCCGCCCUGCCUGCCCUGCCCGCGCCACCAUGCUCAUCAAGGAGUACCGCAUCUGCAUGCCGCUCACCACCGAGGAGUACCGCGUGGGGCAGCUCUACACCAUCAGCAAACACAGUCACCAGGAGAGCGAGAAGGGCGAGGGCGUGGAGGUGGUGAAGAACGAGCCCCACGAGGACCCGGUCCACGGCCCCGGCCAGUUCACCGAGAAGCGCGUCCACCUCUCCAGCAAACUGCCGAGCUGGGCACGGGCGGUGACCCCUCGCAUCUUCUACAUCACGGAGAAGGCCUGGAACUACUACCCCUACACCAUCACCGAGUACAGGUGCUCCUUCCUGCCCAAGUUCUCCAUCUACAUCGAGACCAAGUACGAGGACAACUGCGGGGACAGCGAGAACAUCUUCCGCAGCGAUAAAAUCCUGGGUGACCACGAGGUCUCCUUCCUGGACAUCGCCUUCGACGAGAUCCCCGAGCGUUACUACCGCAGCCUGGAGGUGAUCCGGGACAUCCUGCUGAUCGGGCACCGGCAGGCUUUCGCCUGGGUGGACGAGUGGUGCGACAUGUCCCUGGAAGAGGUCCGGGCCUUCGAGACUCAGAUGCAAGUGGCCACAAACCAAAAGCUGGGGAGCCAGCACCCCUAAUCCCCCCCCGCGGGGGCAGC
Aptenodytes forsteri (emperor penguin) is the source of this 692-nucleotide messenger RNA. Its product is annotated as cytoplasmic phosphatidylinositol transfer protein 1. Gene Ontology annotation, biological process: phospholipid transport. Gene Ontology annotation, cellular component: cytoplasm. The transcript is spliced from 8 exons. The record is from RefSeq and is a predicted model, not a curated record. Gene Ontology annotation, molecular function: phosphatidylinositol transfer activity; phosphatidylinositol binding. Bases 64 to 672 code for a protein of 202 amino acids. NCBI's taxonomy places the organism in Eukaryota, Metazoa, Chordata, Aves, Sphenisciformes, Spheniscidae.